CGUUCACAGUCCUGAUUCCUUCGCUGACACCACAACCGAUGUGACGGUGGACGAUCUUAACUCAAGGAAUCAAAAUGAUACCGCGAUAGCUAAAAGAGGGCUAUUGGACAAUGCUCAUGGCGCAGCCAAUGGACCAAGGACGAAAGGUGAUACUUCAACGGCCGAACAAGUUUUAUUGAACAAAUCCGAGAGUAACACUAAGCCGAAAUCUCGCAACAAUCGGAAGACUUAAGAUUGACUUCGUUUUGGUUGGGGAUGGGAAUUUCUGGCUUGGACCGUAGCUUUGAUGUCUAUGUGUGCAAUCAUUGGAAUUCUGCUCAAGUUCCGCGGCAGAGCGCUCUCGGAUCGGCCAUACCGCAUCAAGCUGAACACAUUAGUCUCUAUCUUCGCCCAGAUUAGCUCAACAGCACUUGUUGUAUCACUAUCUGAAUGCAUCAGUCAACUCAAAUGGCUUUGGUUUGCCCAACGCAAUCAGCCUCUCAGCGACUUUGAUACUUUCGACGAGGCAAGCCGCGGGCCGUUAUCAAGCGUUGUCCUUAUUUGGAAAACUCGGGCUAGCAUUCCGCCAUUUACUGUUGCGUCAGUAUAUGCCGGCAUGAACGGCGGAGUAGAACUCUCGCAAGUUAUUCCCACCUGUCCAACGGGCAAUUGUACCUGGAGCCCCUACAACUCUCUAGCACUCUGUGCCAAUCCUGUUGCGAAUUUAACACAUUCUUUAAACGUUACAAACGCCUACGAUGGAUCGCCUAUGAAUGGUUCUUGCGCCUUGAUGGAAUGCAAAUACUCUUUACCUAACGGCUUGUCUCUUGCUCCAGACAGUAGUGGCGCCAUGACCGUCGUCCAAGUAGCAUCCUUGUCUCUAAAUGGCACCAAUGUCUCGCAAAGAUCUUCGCCAUCGAAUUUGACGUCCAUUGCCUUUUCUGAUAUACCUGUCGUUCUGGACUUUUUCAUGAUAUACUCAGAUCAGAGCUACGCUAACGUUGCCGCCCUAGAGGCGUCCCUUAGUUUCUGUGGCCAGACUUACAAUAGAUCUGUUGCAGAAGGCAAAGUCAAUACGACGGAAUUAGAUAGGUGGGGCUCCCUCGACACAAGAGUUGCGGCCGCUUCAUCUGAACCUAUCGUCAAUUGGCCUAUUGUUGGCAACUCUACGACUUUAUGGGUAGAAGAAGCCUACGUGGACUCGUUGCAAUACACAUUAUCUUCUAUAUUCAGUGGAACUUAUACAAUACAAGUCGGCGGCACUGCAGAAACUCAACUCAGUUCAGUUGCUGUGCAAGCCUUGAACAACACCAUAGGCGGUUCUCUGGACGACGUGGCUGCUUUCCAGUCUUUCAUGGAUGACUUAGCAGUCAGUAUCUCAAAUAACUUUCGGACUGGUGUUGGAAGUACGACGGUCAAUGGAGCGAACAACAGUCUUCAGACUUACAUCUCUGUCGACUGGUACUGGCUCAUAUUCCCUUGCUUCAUGCUUCUUUUUGCCAUGAUAUUCUUACUGGUAACUAUCGCCAAGAACCAUGCACGGCGAGGAGAAGCUUGGAAAUCGUCAAGUAUAGCAGUCUUGAGCGGGUUGAGUAGUGAUGCGAAAGCUAAAUUGGGAGAUUUAACUUUCAUGACUUCAAUGCAAGAAAGGGCUAAAGAAAUUAGAGUAAGGCUAGUUGAGGAGAAUGGCCACUGGCAGCUCGUUGCAGCGUGA
This is a messenger RNA of Mollisia scopiformis, 1693 nucleotides long. RefSeq lists its product as uncharacterized. Bases 287 to 1693 code for a protein of 468 amino acids. Lineage: Eukaryota; Fungi; Ascomycota; Leotiomycetes; Helotiales; Mollisiaceae. The transcript has 4 exons. The record is from RefSeq and is a predicted model, not a curated record.